AUGGCUUCAACAACCGCCGCGCCCCUGAAGAUCCUCCGCACCGCACACAACACGGCCGCCACGCCCCUCGCCCACCUGAACAUCACAGCGCUGCUCUCCCCCGCCAGCACCGAGCCCCUCAACGCGCUACGGGCGCGUCACAGCCUCUUGCCCCUGCAGCCGACGCACUCGCUGCACCUCUUCGACGGAUUCACGCCGCGGCACCUGGGGGCGUGCGCGGCGGCCGCGGCGCGGCACGCUGCCGCCCUGAAGCCGUUCCGGCUGCGUGUCGCCGAGCCGUUCCGCGGGGAGGGCAGCUGCGGGGAGAGGUAUAUGGGGUUUCAGCUUCGGGAUGCGGAUCCGGGGCCGGGGAACGGGAAGGAGUUGCGGCGCUUGCGGGAGGAGCUUGGGAGGGAGAUGAGGUGGGAGGUUGGGCGGUGGAUUGCGGGGACGGCGGGGGGCGGGGUUGGCUUGGGGAAGGGGAGGGAGGGGUGGAAUUGGUUGGAGAAGGAGAGGGCGAGGGAGUGGAUGUGGUGGAAUGGGAGGAAGAAGUUUCGGUGUAGUUUUGCGGUUUACGUUGCGCCGGGUCGUGCUGGUGGUGGGGGGGCUCGAGCGGGCGAGGAUGGGGAGGGGGAGAAGGAGGAGCAGGGAAUCCUAGAGAGGGAGAGGGAGCAGCGGGAGGAGCGGGUUUGGAGGGAGCUGGUGGACUCUUACGAGAUGGGGAAGAUGGGCGAGGUGGUUGUAGAGGGGUGGAGCGUGAGUCUGGGCUUUCCGCAUGAGGUGCGUCAUGAUCCGGGGUGGGUGCGGCCUGCCUACAGCUUCAAGGAUGCGAAGUUUGGUCAAGGGCUAGAGAAAGAGAAAGAGUGA
Drepanopeziza brunnea f. sp. 'multigermtubi' MB_m1 is the source of this 846-nucleotide messenger RNA. RefSeq lists its product as uncharacterized. NCBI's taxonomy places the organism in Eukaryota, Fungi, Ascomycota, Leotiomycetes, Helotiales, Drepanopezizaceae. The record is from RefSeq and is a predicted model, not a curated record.